This is a messenger RNA of Culicoides brevitarsis, 1494 nucleotides long. RefSeq names its product enhancer of split mgamma protein-like. The transcript has 2 exons. The coding region runs from base 180 to 959 and encodes 259 amino acids. NCBI's taxonomy places the organism in Eukaryota, Metazoa, Arthropoda, Insecta, Diptera, Ceratopogonidae. Gene Ontology annotation, cellular component: nucleus. The record is from RefSeq and is a predicted model, not a curated record. Gene Ontology annotation, molecular function: DNA-binding transcription factor activity, RNA polymerase II-specific; RNA polymerase II cis-regulatory region sequence-specific DNA binding; protein dimerization activity. Gene Ontology annotation, biological process: regulation of neurogenesis; anterior/posterior pattern specification; regulation of transcription by RNA polymerase II.
ACUGUAUUUUUUCAUACUAGAUCAUUGUGAAAUGGAUAAUCGUAGCGAAUGAACUUAAUCAAGAUUGCAAUAAAUUUGAAUAAAAAAAUAUUUUUGAAUAUUUAUCAAUUGAUGACAAUAUCAAAGUGUUAAAAAAAUUAAAAUAUUUUACCAAUAUUUUUCGAUUGUUGUGAUAAUAAAUGGCACCGAGUGUUGCAAUAAUGGCACAAGAACAUAUGAGCGAACCCGUGUCACGGACUUAUCAAUACCGAAAAGUUAUGAAACCGAUGCUCGAGCGGAAGCGACGUGCAAGAAUCAAUAGAUGUCUCGACGAAUUAAAAGAACUAAUGACCGGCGCCUUACAAAACAAUGACAGUGAAAAUGUCACAAAGUUGGAAAAGGCUGACAUCCUCGAACUGACUGUUCGUUAUUUGCAUGGAUUAAAGCGCAAAGACCGUCUUUACGGGAACGGAAACUCACCGUAUGCCGAUCGUUUCAAAGCCGGCUUCAAACAUUGUGCAAUCGAGGUGUCGCAGUUUUUGAAUAAAAUCGAUCAAAAUGCAAAUGCACAUUUAAUGCGCCACUUGAGCGAAUGCAUACAAAAAGUGGACAUCGUAACGCCACCUCCGCCAGUUGCAACAUCACACCUCAACAGGAUCGCGAGUCCAAUCAUCAAUGAAUCUCAUAAAAUCCCACAAUUUUACACAAAGGAUUAUCCAGUUAACAUGAACAACAAUAAUCCAAACAAUAUUAAUAAUAAUAAUAAUGUGUUAAAAAGUGAUACUCCACCAAUUAACGCCAAUAAUAAUCAUUAUUUGCAACAACAACAAUCCAAUCACAUGCUGAUCACUCCGGAACGGGUAAUGUACAGUAGCCGUAAUAACAAUAUUUUGGAUAGUCGGCCAGUAGUAGUAAUAAAUAAUGGUAAUAAAUCACCUAAAGAGGAACCACAGAGUGGAGAUGUAUGGCGUCCAUGGUGAUUUAUGUUCUAAAAUCAUUAAAAUAUUCUAAAAAAAAAACACUUUUGUGUGAUGAAAAAACUAAAAUUAAUAUUUCUCUACGAAAAAAAAAUAUAUAUUUAGUACAUCUAUUAAUUGUUAUUUAAAUAUUAAUUUUAAUUUUGACUAUCAGUGUAAAUGUAAAAUUUCAAAAUCAAACUGUCUUCCAGUGAAAAAUUAUCUUUUAAACAUAUUUUCCUUAUUGAAUAGGAGGUUUCAAUACAAAACGAAACAUAGUCUUGUGAUACGCGUACGGUAGUGAAACGAAGCAAAUAAUAUUAAUUAUGCUAAAAAUACAAAGACUUAUUUUUUAUAUUAAGAUUUUGUAUGAAAAUUUCCCAAAAUGUCAAUUAAACCAAAAAUAGAUAAAUAAGUGGCAUUAGAAAGAAAUAACAAAUAGUUUCUUGAGCUUCCCGAAAAUUACUCUUCUGUACUAUUUUAUUGUAUUUUAGUUAAUAUUCUACUUUUUAAUAAUUUUGCAAUAUAAUUUUUCUUAUUUUAAGGAUUCUUGUGAUUU